Messenger RNA from Contarinia nasturtii (swede midge), 462 nucleotides. Its product is annotated as myotrophin-like. The record is from RefSeq and is a predicted model, not a curated record. The coding region runs from base 1 to 462 and encodes 153 amino acids. NCBI's taxonomy places the organism in Eukaryota, Metazoa, Arthropoda, Insecta, Diptera, Cecidomyiidae. The transcript has 5 exons. Gene Ontology annotation, molecular function: protein binding.
AUGCUCAUAGUGUGUGGAAAGAUUUUAGAACCGAUUAUUGUUUCUCCCAAAGGAAAUCUGGGAACAAUCAAAGAACUACUACAAAACGGAACGGAUAUUAAUGUCAAAGAUCAUAACGGUCGAACAACUUUAUUUACUGCUGCUCAAAACGGUCGAAUUGCUAUAGUUGAGUUCUUGAUAAAUAAUGGUGCCGAUAUAAAUCUGAAAGAUUACUACGGCGAAGCUCCAACUCACAAAGCAACCUUUGAAGGUCACGAGCGUGUUGUUGAAAUAUUAAUUAAGUAUAGUGUUGAUGUUGGUGCCAAAGCAAAGAGCGGCAUCGCUGCAAUAAAUAUCGCCACUCAAAAAGAUUAUGAAGGAAUCGCUGAAUUUUUACUCAAUAAUGGAGCAAAUAUCAACAAUAACGAUGGAGAAACUGCCUUAUUUACUGCUUCGAAUUUUGGUAGUUUAAUCGGAAAUUGA